Vicugna pacos (alpaca) is the source of this 1000-nucleotide messenger RNA. NCBI's taxonomy places the organism in Eukaryota, Metazoa, Chordata, Mammalia, Artiodactyla, Camelidae. The record is from RefSeq and is a predicted model, not a curated record.
UGGCUGGGCGCCCACCCCCCGGACGGCCCCCUAACCGAGUCUGCUCUCUCCGCAGGGGCGCCCGUGGUCACCGAACUGCGCUGCCACUGCUUGCAGACCGUGCAGGGAAUUCACUUCAAGAACAUCCAGAACGUGAAGGUGACGGCCCCGGGACCCCACUGUGGCCAAACGGAAGUCGUAGCCACUCUCAAGAAUGGCCAGGAAGCUUGUCUCAACCCCGCAGCCCCCAUGGUUAAGAAAAUAGUCGACAAGAUGCUUAACAAAGGCAGCUCCAGCUGACCAGCGGCAAGAAGAAAGCCCCAUGAUGGCUGUUCCCAAAGUAGGCCCUGCCCUUACAGGAAUCAAAGAGGGAAAGGAGAAAUCAUCGGUACCUGGGGCCACCUGGACUGGACUUAAUAUGUUUGAACAUCUCUUGGGAGGAUUCUUCCACUUAUUUAUUUAUUUAUUAAUUUAUGUGUUGGCUAGUUUUCAAAGACUCUAGGUUAAUAUUUACAUGUAAAAUAAUUAAGGAUGUAAUGAUUGAAUCUACUUGUGCACUGGAUUAUUAUUUUUAUUAUUUAUUUUUUGAAAAAAAUCAAAUCAAUUGUCUUGGUUCUUAUUUAAUUUGAAGUAGAAGAUUUGCAAAUAUUCUUCAGUCAUUAAACUGAUAUUUCUGGGGAGCCCACAGCUUGCCAGCCCCUGUGAUAGAGGCUGCUGGAUCCAAAUGAAUAGUGAGGUCAUUGUCACCAUGGGAGAAUGUAUGUGUACAGCUAUUUUUGUAAAUGUUUAAAAGAAUGUUAGUUGUUAUUUACUGAAACGAUUUCACAGUUUGUGGUCAACAUUUCUCUUGUUGAAGCUUUAAGAACUACAAUGUUCCAAAUAUCCUUUGGACAUUUUAUGUCUUUCUUGUAAGGCAUAGUGCCUUGUUUAAUGUUAACUAUGCAGUGCUUUUCUGUGUCUUAGAAAAGAGAAGUUUAAAAAUUUAUUGAUAUUUUUACAAAGAAUGUGAAAAUAAAGUAUU